UAUAUCUCUAGACGAAUGUCGUACAUUUAGUAAUAAGAUAAAAGAUAAAAAUAAAAUAAGUAAAAAUUGUCUACAUCCAUAUGAAGUUAUAAUAACAAUAAUAAUACCACACAAAAAAACACACCCUGCAAUAUGACAUGUCUUUUAUUCGUACUCUCAAUGGCUACAAACGUACCACUCCUUCGAUAUCAGGGGAGAUCACUUUUCCACGUUGUUAUAGCAACGACCGGAAGUAUAUAGCAGACAGAAGUAAGCAAAGUGUGGAAGGAUAGUCUUUGAGGUUCAAGUAGUUUUUAAUACAUCCCCCUAAAAGAAAAAUUAAAGCUGCAUCAUAUAUAUGUUGUUCAGUCAAAUAAACGCCUCUGGAUUUCCACUUGACAAGAAAAAGCUCUCACAAUGUCUGACAUCCAUUCAACAUUAUUCAGUUUUGAAAGUGCCUGCCAGGAGCUGGGUGUUAAGCAACAUCCCUACAUUCUUAAAAUGCUCAAGCGAGAAGAAAAGGAAUGUUUAAUCCGACAAGCAAAAGGGGAGUUUAAGACCAGCAUGCACCUUUACCUGGCUGGAAACAACCACCUGCUAGAUGUCCGCAUCAAUGAUGAUGACUGCAUUCUGCUACAGAAGGUUCUGCUAAAGAAUCUUUUCAUCACAUCUCUUGAUCUCCGCUUCAAUUUAAUUUGUGAUAAGGGUGCUAAAAUCCUUGCUGCAAUGUUAGAAAACAAUACAACAUUGCAAAGGCUUAAUUUAAUGUGCAAUGAAAUUGGACCAGAUGGGGCAGAAGCACUAGCACGAUCUCUGCAUAUAAAUGAAAUGCUGAAAGUGCUAUUACUGAAUGGAAACAAAAUAGACAACAAAGGAGGAAUGAGUUUUGCCCAAGCCUUACAGAUCAAUACCACCCUGGAGCAUCUUGAUGUUGGUGAAGCUGAUCUGAGGAUGGAGAGCACAGUAGCUCUUGCCACAGUACUCCGCAACAAUACUUCUAUCAGAGUCAUCGAUGUCAGCCGCCCACUUCUUACGACAGUCCAGGAGGAGCCUGUGGUUCAUUUUGCUAACAUGCUGAAGGUGAAUAAGACAUUAGAAGAACUCCAUCUUCAGAAGUAUGACAUGAGAGACUUUGGAAUGGCAUCGACUAGCGGAAAUUUAAUGGAGAACUUCACUUUGACCUACCUGGAUCUCAGCUGCAAUCGCAUCACACGUGAUGGUGUGAAGGAGUUAGCAAAGGUGCUGAAACUGAACACAGCACUGUGUAUACUGGACCUUGGUUUUAACAGACUUGAGGAUGAUGGUGCCAUGCACAUUGCUGAAGCCUUGGCCAGCCUUAACACCAACCUGCGGUGCCUUUCCGUGGUCAGCAAACAAUUGGCAGCAUGGACUGUGUGCCAUAGCAGAUGCAAUGAAGACAACACGAUCUGA
Messenger RNA from Pomacea canaliculata, 1410 nucleotides. Its product is annotated as leucine-rich repeat-containing protein 34-like. Gene Ontology annotation, molecular function: protein binding. The record is from RefSeq and is a predicted model, not a curated record. Lineage: Eukaryota; Metazoa; Mollusca; Gastropoda; Architaenioglossa; Ampullariidae.